Molecule: messenger RNA, 1470 nt
Organism: Coccomyxa subellipsoidea C-169
Lineage: Eukaryota; Viridiplantae; Chlorophyta; Trebouxiophyceae; Coccomyxaceae
Exons: 10
Coding region: 1-1470 (489 amino acids)
Source: RefSeq, a predicted model, not a curated record
AUGCGCCAAUCAGCUCUCGUCGCCGAUCGGAAGCCCCCUUCUUUCCUGCUAGUCAACGUCGGCAUCGGUGGGCCCCGGGUCAAUGCCAACCUCAACGUGCAAGUGCCAAGGUUUUUCGUGGGCCUUCCGCCCAGAGUGUUCGUCGCCCCUCCCGUCUUCGUUGUCACCCCAAGAAUUAUCGUGACUCCAGGCGUUGCAGCCCUGCAGAUCGGCCCUGUUGUCAUCGUCGCGUCGAGGCCACGCCGCCGCUUUCGCCGCUUCCGUCGCCCCAGGCUGAGCCUCUCUUUCAUCAUUGGCCGCAAGCUGAAGCAGAACAAUGACUUGGGCGAUUACCUUGAUGACUCGACCGACUAUGAGGGUGAUUUCACCGAUGAGGAUGGGAACCUGGUGGGCAGCUGCCGCCAGGGUGUAUGCUACCCUUACAACAGUGACUACAUGACCACUGCCGUGGAGCCUGUGCCCUUUGAUGAUGUUAGCACAGUGUUCAACAACAACCAGGCAGCGGGCAAGAUCAACUCCGGCGUCUUUAACAGCGACCCGAAUGCACUCAUCGCCGGAGGCAAAAUCAAUACCUUUCACUCAAUCUUCAAUGCCAAGGCUGGCGACAACGCAGCACAGACCGCUAACAACAAUCCUUCCAACCAACAGCUGGCGACCACUUUUGCUGCUGCCAAUCCAACGGCGAGCACGCAAAUUGCGGAACCCCCGGCGGCGUCCCCCGGUGCCGUAAUCGCCGCGGCCCCCGGCGCCGCACCCGUAGCUGUGGGAUCCCCUGUUGGAUCCCCCUCUGCCAACGGACCCGCCAGCGGCCUGGCAGCAAAUGGCCCUGCCAGCAGCGCAGCAGCUAAUGGCCCAACCAGCAGUGCAGCGGCGAAUGGCCCCACCACGAGCACGGCUUCCACUCCAUCUGGAUCGGAGGCCAAGGCUCCAGCCGCCGGCUUCGCAGCCCAGACACCGGCAGGCUCAACAGUUACGCCCCCAACCGCCGCCGCCAAUGGCCCCACUACAUCUGCAAAUGCCCCUGCCAAGAGCGAGGCUUCAGCUCCCACAAACUCCCUCGCAGCCACGGCUCCCACCCAGGCCAGCCCCAGUUCCAUCUCCGGGCAGCUCGGGCAGCCCAUCACCGGGCAAGUCGGGCAGUCCUUCUCCGGGCAGCUCAGGCAGCCCAUCACCGGGCAGCUCGGGCAUCCCCAGCCCCGGUUCUUUGGACAGCCCGUCUCCGAGCAGAUCGGGCAGCCCAAGCCCCGGCAGCUCAGGCUCUCCCAUCAACUCCUUUGCUGCCAGCAGCACAUCUGGUUCUCCAAGCCCUUCCAACUCCCCCAGCCCUACAUAUUCCCCCAGCCCAUCAUCCACCCCCAGCCCCACCCCCUCUCCAGGCAACUCUUACUCAUCCGGCAGCUCAUCGUCUUCUUCAACUCCCUCGCCAACCCCUGCAUCCUCCUACGGAUCAUCUACGGGCGGCUCUUCUAA